AUGGCUAACGUGACUGCCGCCGGGUUCCUCGACUCGCCGGCUCUUACGCCUCCAGAUGGAGUUAUACCCAACUUUUCAAAUCCACCAAACAUGAAUGAUUAUGCAUUUGCGACCCUUUGGAUAUGUGCGUCUCUUUCCAGCAUCGUGGUUGCUCUUCGCAUUUACACACGAUUCUUCCUCCUCAAGAGUCCACAUCUUGGAGACUAUGUCCUCGUUAUAGCUUGGGCGUUAUAUCUAACAGAAAUCGGCUUUAUCUACAAAGUAGGUGAGAAACCUGGCCUUUUUGUUCACCAGUGGGAUAUACGAGUCCGCGAUCUCCCGGAUUUCUUGCAUUUAUCCUUCCUGGCCACCGAGCUAUUCAUUGCAUUUUCUUCAAUGAUUAAAACGGCAAUCUGCUUGGAAUGGCUUCAUCUAUUCUGCCCUACAGGGCAUCACAACUUUGUGUUCUGGGCCAGCUGGCUCGUAUUAUGGGUUAAUGCGAUCCUUUGUGUCAUCACCACGAUUUUGGAUAACAUUGCCUGCACCCCGUAUGAGCGGAAGUGGAACAUACUCUUGCCUGGCUCAUGCAACCGUAUUGACACCCCAACACUCUUCAUGAUUAACGGCACUUUCAACCUAGUUAUCGAUGUCGCCAUCUUUAUUAUACCGCAGAAGACCAUUUGGUCGCUGAAUCUGCCCGCCAGAAUGAAGUUGGGCACCUCCACUGUGUUUGCUAUCGGUUUGUUCGCAUGCGGCGCCGCAGCCGGCCGCCUAAUCAUGACUAUCAAGACCGCCACUUCCAAGCCUGUGGGCGACAUUACGUAUAGCUUUUCUCCAGUUGUUGUCUGUGGUCUCGUCGAAGGCCUCUGCGGAAUCCUGGUAUUAUGCUUGCCAGCGCUUCCCAAGCUCUUUGGUGCCAUGAACGCUGCCCAGAUAAUCGUCUCAAUCAGGUCGUGGUCACCCAUCACGCGCCUGCAACGCAGCAAGGAGGACCCGCAGACAUUGUGGCCCAGCUCCCAUGAGUUCCAGCACAUAAACAGACCUGGCUCGCAAUCGCCCUCCAAGGAAUCAGGCGACCCGAAGCAUAUCACGUACGAUAGCUAUCCACGGCUUGAGACGGCAAUUCUACGGACAACAAGUUUCGGCGCCGAGGAGUCUUAUGAUGUUGACGUUGCUAAAAGAAUUCACCAGACCCGGCACCCCUGGUUUUGA
Messenger RNA from Pestalotiopsis fici W106-1, 1191 nucleotides. RefSeq lists its product as uncharacterized. Bases 1 to 1191 code for a protein of 396 amino acids. The record is from RefSeq and is a predicted model, not a curated record. NCBI's taxonomy places the organism in Eukaryota, Fungi, Ascomycota, Sordariomycetes, Amphisphaeriales, Sporocadaceae. The transcript is spliced from 4 exons.